AGGAUAAAGACCUACACAAGAGCUAAACCGUUGCUGGACUUCGCGUAUGAAACAGAUGAUUGUCACCGUUUGAGAGCUCUUCUGUCCUGUCAAAGAUGUAUGUGACGUCAGUGUCACUGGUGUGUGUCCUGUCGCUGGUGUCUGGAAAUGUACUGUACUUCAAACCUCACUCAAAGAAUGAGGCUGUGGCAGAAUUUGACCAGGUACCUGAAGAUAGCCCAGAUAUUAUUGUAUAUGACCCUGUGAAAGGUCAUAAAUCCAGAGUUCCUACAACAGUAGAGAGUGCAGUUGGCGAGCGGCCAUUUAGGUCUGUGAUGUGUCCGGGAGGGACAUCUGAGUGCCCAGAUGACACUACAUGCUGUAAGUUAGCCAAUGGUCGGUACGGCUGCUGUCCAUAUCCGGAGGCUGUGUGUUGUUCCGAUAUGAAGCACUGCUGUCGCCAUGGAUUCACCUGUAAUUUAAGCAAAGAGCGAUGUGAACAAGGAAAUUUAUUUAUGCCACUGAUUUCGAAACUUCCCGCCUCAAAACGUAUUCAACAUCAGAAAAAGAAUAGAGGUUCUCAAAGGUUGUUGGCGAGUUCCAUGAUUGCAGGUCCACAAAACAUUUGUCCUGGUGGAGAGCAAGCCUGCGCGAGCGGCUACAGUUGUUGUGGCAAUGCCAACAAUACCUACAGCUGCUGUGGUUACUCACCUGCCCACUGCUGUGCUGAUAAUGUACACUGCUGUCCAGCCAACUACAAAUGCCUCAGUAAUGGUCUUUGUGAGGAUAAAAAUGGAUUCACCUUGCCAAGGUCGCUCAAGGUUGAGGCUUCUGCAAUAAAAGUUGAGGCCAACAUUGUUUGUAAAGACAAAAGUCAGUGUGCGACAGGAAACACAUGUUGUAUGAAGGGAACCAACGUCUAUGGAUGCUGUCCUCUCCCAAAUGCGAUUUGCUGUGUCGACAAGAAGCACUGCUGUCCAAAUGGAUAUCAAUGUGGCCCUAGAAUGGGAUUUUGCAUGAAGGCCUAUCAUAUCAUCGAUCUUUCUGUGGGAAACAAACUUGAUCAUUCAAAGAAGUUGGCCAAUGACCCCAAGGAUGCUGCCGAGGAGAAAGUAGUUUCCACAGAUGUUGUCUGUCCAGACCAAAAGAGCAAAUGUCAGACAGGACAGACUUGCUGCGAGACACAAUCUGGAGGCUAUGGCUGUUGUCCCGCAGAAAAUGCGGUGUGUUGUCCAGACAAGAUACACUGCUGUCCACAAGGCACCCAUUGUGGUGCAGGGAAAUGUUACAGGGGCAACUACUCCAUCAAUUGGCUUGAGAAAUCCUCAUCAUACAAUGUGUCCAAACCUAGGGGGGGUGUUUGUUGUGGAGACCGUGGUGAUCACUGUUGCCCAGAAGGUUACACUUGUGACCUACAGAAAAAGAAGUGUAUAAAGGAAGGAUCAAACCAGGUCACAGAAUGGCUGACAAGUGUCCAGUCUACUGCGUUGUCUGUCCAGAAUGUGGUUUGUCCGGAUGGAAAAUCUGAAUGUCCAACAGGGAAUACAUGUUGUCUUGGAAAAGAAGGGACAUAUGGAUGCUGCCCAUUACCAAAUGCUGUUUGCUGUCCAGAUGAAAAGCAUUGCUGCAAGGAGAAUACAAAAUGUGAUUCAACAUCCCAUAAGUGUUUACAGAGUAAUGGUCUGUUGACGGACUCAUUUGAGAAAUCAGAGAGCCAGCCUGUGGUUAGAUCAUCUAACACCAUUUGUCCUGAUGGACAGUCCCAUUGUCCAGACGGAAGUACAUGCUGUGCAGUGGCCGGUGGUAGCUACGGAUGCUGCCCAUUACCAAAUGCGGUUUGCUGUGCCGAUGACAAGCACUGCUGUCCCGAAAACUACAAAUGUGACACUGGUUCAGGAACAUGUACGAAAAAUAACGGCAUGUCCAUGGAAUGGCUUUUGAAAACAGAAAGCCAACCUACAGCUAGAUCACCUGAUGUCAUUUGUCCUGAUGGACGUUCUCAGUGUCCAUCUGGUGACACGUGCUGUAAAGUGGGAGAGAACAAAUACGGAUGCUGCCCUCAGCCGAAUGCGGUUUGCUGUGCCGAUGACAAGCACUGCUGUCCCGAAAACUACAAAUGUGACACUGGUUCAGGAAGAUGUACGAAAAAUAACGGCAUGUCCAUGGAAUGGCUUUUGAAAACAGAAAGCCAACCUACAGCUAGAUCACCUGAUGUCAUUUGUCCUGAUGGACGUUCUCAGUGUCCAUCUGGUGACACGUGCUGUAAAGUGGGAGAGAACAAAUACGGAUGCUGCCCUCAGCCGAAUGCGGUUUGCUGUGCCGAUGACAAGCACUGCUGUCCCGAAAACUACAAAUGUGACACUGGUUCAGGAAGAUGUACGAAAAAUAACGGCAUGUCCAUGGAAUGGCUUUUGAAAACAGAAAGCCAACCUACAGCUAGAUCACCUGAUGUCAUUUGUCCUGAUGGACGUUCUCAGUGUCCAUCUGGUGACACGUGCUGUAAAGUGGGAGAGAACAAAUACGGAUGCUGCCCUCAGCCGAAUGCAGUUUGCUGUGCCGAUGACAAGCACUGCUGUCCACACGACUACAAAUGUGACACUGGUUCAGGAAGAUGUACGAAAAAUAACGGCAUGUCCAUGGAAUGGCUUUUGAAAACAGAAAGCAAACCUACAGCUAGAUCAACUUAUGUCAUUUGUCCUGAUGGACAUUCUCAGUGUCCAUCUGGUGACACGUGCUGUAAAGUGGGAGAGAACAAAUACGGAUGCUGCCCUCAGCCGAAUGCGGUUUGCUGUGCCGAUGACAAGCACUGCUGUCCACACGACUACAAAUGUGACACUGGUUCAGGAAGAUGUACGAAAAAUAACGGCAUGUCCAUGGAAUGGCUUUUGAAAACAGAAAGUCAACCUACAGCUAGAUCAACUUAUGUCAUUUGUCCUGAUGGACAUUCUCAGUGUCCAUCUGGUGACACGUGCUGUAAAGUGGGAGAGAACAAAUACGGAUGCUGCCCUCAGCCGAAUGCGGUUUGCUGUGCCGAUGAGAAGCACUGCUGUCCACACAACUACAAAUGUGACACUGUUUCAGGAACAUGUACGAAAAAUAACGGCAUGUCCAUGGAAUGGCUUUUGAAAACAGAAAGCCAACCUACAGCUAGAUCACCUGAUGUCAUUUGUCCUGAUGGACAUUCUCAGUGUCCAUCUGGUGACACGUGCUGUAAAGUGGGAGAGAACAAAUACGGAUGCUGCCCUCAGCCGAAUGCUGUUUGUUGUGAGGAUGAUAUACACUGUUGUCCACACAACACGAAAUGUGACACAGCUCAUGGGAAGUGUACUGCUAGCAAUGGUUUGUCUAUGAACUGGUUGGACAAAACUGAAAGCCAACCUGUGGAGGUAUUAAAAGAUAUUAUUUGUCCUGAUGACAAAUCCACGUGUCCACCUGGAAACACAUGCUGUUUGACAGGCGUUGGGAAAUACGGUUGUUGUCCCCGUCCGGAAGCUGUGUGCUGUGAUGACAAGAAGCACUGCUGUCCAAAGAACUCAAAAUGUAACACCACUAGUGAAAGGUGCAUAAAUUCUGAUGGUUUGUCAAUGGAUUGGUUAGAGAAAGGUGCAUCGGUAUCGGUCAAAAACUUGUCUCCAUCCUUUGCUUUGAUCGGUCCUGCUGCUUAUGAUAAUGAGCCUGUGUCCACAUCUGUAGACUGCCCAGGGGGUGGUUCCUGCCCUGAUACCAACACCUGCUGCAAGGAUCCGACUGGAAAAUACGGCUGCUGCCCAUAUGCCAAGGCUGUUUGUUGUCCUGAUGGGAAAUACUGCUGCCCACAUGAAUACAUAUGUGACGGAAAUAUGAUUUGCCGAGACCCCAAUGGAAUCAAGCGGAAAGACUUCAGCACAAACCUAUUUUUGCAACGCAUUGCAAACAAAGUCGGAGGAAAGAACUAGUUUUGAGUAUCGAAAUUCUAACAUUUAUUUUAUAGGGGUUAUUUUCAAGUUAUUUCAGUUCCCUACUUAAUAUGUUUUCAUAUAGAAAAAAACCCAGAAAUAUACAACUACAAAAAUUGCAUAUAUCAGUAUGUGAUAAAGUAUGUGUAGGGUAUGUGCAGUGUUUGUUUCUAAUGUUACCAUUACGAUCCCUGCCCCCUAUCACCGUCAAGUCUAUGUUGAUUCUUCAUGUGUCCUGUAUUUCUUGCCCUUAUUGUAAGGAGAAAUGAUGCGGAAAGUCAUAUUUCCCUUGGGCGAUGAAAUGCAUUGGAUAGACAAAUAUCAUAGCUCCCUGCAAUCAGCAGUAAAUGUAUUAUACCAGACAUUUAAAUUGCUACAAACUUUUUUUUGACAUCUCAAUCAUAAACAUUCAUAUAUAAAAGAUAUUUUUGCUUUCUUUUUAUUUCCAAAAAUUUUGACCACCUUUCUCGAAUUUGUUAGUUUAUAAGAUAUUAUAUUCCUGCAUACCGUAUAUGGUAUAUUAAGCGAUGGUUUAUACUAGGUGAUGUUUUGGUCUCUUACACACAGGGUAAUGACAGAAUAUGAGGUUCUAUUCCUUUCCUGGACGACCUCUUCAAAAUACCCUAUACCACUUAUGCUGCUCUUCAAAAAUUCUUUGACACGUACUUUUCCAACAAAAUAUUUUAAAAUUUUGUAAAACUGAUUUCAAAGUUAAAUAUUACUUCUUGUGGCCACAACACAAAUGUUAAUUUUCAAUCCUUCAAUUUGAUUUAGAAAAUUUACAAAGAGUAUAUGAUGUCACAUGUUUGUACUGUCAAAUUCAGUUUUUUUUUCUUUGAAAAAACUGUUUUGGACAUUUGUAUAGAUUUUCAUGAACCUCAGUUUCCAUCGUAAAGAGUGUGAAUACAAACAUUUUUCUUGUUUUUGAACAUGUAUAGAUGUAAACAUUGAUUUGUACUUCACGAAAUAUUUGUUCCAAGUGUAUGUGUUUACUAACAAAUGCCAUGCCUAUUUUCGUAUUAACAUAGAUAAUUUAUUUUAUGAACUACUAAGACCAUUGGAAAAUUAUUAUAAUAACCAAGAUAUUGCAAUUUGAUAUAAAGGGUAAUGGCAUAGAGAAAGUGGGCCGAGUAUAAGACUGUCUCAACAGCUUUUGCUAAUGAUAUUGAUAAAUUUGAUCUCGAAAUGAUUUUGAACGUAAAUCACACAUGGUAAAUAUAUCUGACAUUUUUAAUGCUAUUUGAAAAUAUAGGAAAUAAAAGUACAUUUAUUUUUAUUUAUCCUUAGCUUUCUCCGAGAUAUGGAUAUUAAUUUGGGUUCGUCCAUCCCUCUGUCCAUCUUUAGUUACCUUGUUUACUCUGAACCUCAGAAAUAUGUUAGGAAAGCAGGGGAUAUAAAAUCUACAGAUUUUCUUGUUUUAUUUUGUUUUGUUUAUGAUAUAAAUCCAAUACAGUUGUCGGUUAAUUAAGCAAUUUACCUCGUGCUCCAUUGUACUUAUAUGUGAUCUCAUAAACUAUACAAUUUAAAAGAAGAAUCUUUAAACGAAUAGAGAUGUCAGUACCAAAAAGCAGGAUUUAUAUAUAUUAUAUCCAUUUCUUAAACAAAACGCUUUUGAUGUAAUCAAAACAGUUGUCUUGGAGUGGAUCAGUCAUAAUGAAGAGAGAUGUGUGCAUUGGUAAUACAUGUAUAGUUUCAUUUGAUCAACAAUUUAUAUAUACAUUUUUGUAUCUUCUAUGUUACAAACCUACUCCUCCUGGAGUUACCUUGGCUGUAUAAAUAGGUAACACCUCUGUAAUGACCAGGAUGUUGCUGACGUUAUUUGUGUUCGACAAUAAAUAUUUUGUUGUAUAUAGAAUCACUGUUUACCUUGUACUAGUAACUCUACAGAUAUCUAUCAAGUGCCAUUUUGUCAUGUGAAUACUUUAUCUAUUUAAGGGUUGAUCAAGUGAUAUCCUGUGAAUAUCAGUUUUUUUCUCUCUAAGAGACAUUUUUAUGGAAUAGAACAUAGUUCUCUCUGCGCGAUAUUAUAAUAUUUUUUUACAUCAAUAUGCUUGGUCCUCAAUAUAUCAUGUCAAGAUAUGAAGUAAAAUGUAGCGAUAUAAUAGUUUGUUGUGUUUAAUGAUGGAAAUGUAUGGAGCAUGAUUGGGUGGGACAAAGGUAACACAUGUACACUGUAUUUACAUGUAUCUAGAUGACACAUGUAAACAUGUACACUGUAUUUACAUGUAUCUAGAUGACGCAUGUAAACAUGUACACUGUAUUUACAUGUAUCUAGAUGAUCUAACACAUGUACACUGUUUUUACAUGUAUCUAGAUGACGCAUGUAAACAUGUACACUGUAUUUACAUGUAUCUAGAUGACACAUGUAACACGUACACUGUAUUUACAUGUAUCUAGAUGACACAUGUAACACAUGUACACUGUUUUUACAUGUAUCUAGAUGACGCAUGUAAACAUGUACACUGUAUUUACAUGUAUCUAGAUGACACAUGUAACACAUGUACACUGUUUUUACAUGUAUCUAGAUGACGCAUGUAAACAUGUACACUGUAUUUACAUGUAUCUAGAUGACACAUGUAACACAUGUACACUGUAUUUACAUGUAUCUAGAUGACACAUGUAACACAUGUACACUGUAUUUACAUGUAUCUAGGUGACACAUGUAACACAUGUACACUGUAUUUACAUGUAUCUAGAUGACGCAUGUAAACAUGUACACUGUAUUUACAUGUAUCUAGAUGAUCUAACACAUGUACACUGUUUUUACAUGUAUCUAGAUCAACGGGUACAAUUCCCCGAUACUGUGUUGUAAAAGAUUUUGGGGGUCAUCUGCCCAACCACAUUAGUUUUCUCUGUGUACUCGGGUUUCUUCCACAGAAGACUCCUUCCUAUCUGAGCACACAGUGAUAAAUUUAUGUUGAAAAGCUGUAAUCAGAAAUCGUUCGGGAAUUCUCAUCAUCAUAUCACUCCAUUGAAUGGUCUCUGAUUAAUUUAACGAUUUGAUGGAAUGACCCGAACGGUUGUCAAUGGUAGACUUUGUUCUUACUGUUAUCAAUUUAUACUGGUUUGUUAUGAACUGUACAACAGUAAUGUACAUGGUACAAUAUGAUAAGAUUUUCAUCCAUGCUGUGUUAUGUUGUGUACAUUUUGGAAAAUUUUAAAUCACUGCAAUGGUAUAUUGGGCUAUCAAUCCAAUAUUCCUUUUCGAUAAUGUUUUGUCUAUGAGGAUUAUACUAUGUCCAGGAAAUGAAAACGCUAUCGCCAACAUAGACCUGUACAUGUGUACAGUAAUAGCCACUUUUUUGUAACACAUUCCAUUACGUAUGUCUUUAGUAUCAGUUGACUUCAGUGUGGCAUUGUCUUGUUGAUUUGCAUAUUUUGUUUGUUGUAUUGACAUUAUUUUUUAGACAACUAAUUCUAUGACUUACUUAGGUUGAUGUUCAAAUCUAAUUUGAUACAUUAAUAUUUGAUCAGCACAUUUUACUUUUGCUAUGGUUAGUGACUUAAUACAAACAUAAUCACGUUGACAACACUUACUAAUGUAAACAAGAUGUUACCAUGAAGUUCCCCGAUAUAGAAGGUAUACUAUAUUACCUGUCCAGGUGUGAUAUAGAAGGUAUACUAUAUUACCUGUCCAGGUAGAAGGUAUAAUAUAUUACCUGUCCAGGUGUGAUAUAGAAGGUAUAAUAUAUUACCUGUCCAGGUAGAAGGUAUACUAUAUUACCUGUCCAGGUAGACGGUAUACUAUAUUACCUGUCCAUGUAGAAGGUAUACUAUAUUACCUGUCCAGGUAGAAGGUAUACUAUAUUACCUGUCCAGGUAGAAGGUAUACUAUAUUACCUGUCCAGGUAGAAGGUAUACUAUAUUACCUGGCCAGGUAGAAGGUAUACUAUAUUACCUGUCCAGGUAGAAGGUAUACUAUAUUACCUGUCCAGUGGUUAUAUUAUUACUGUCGGUUUUAGAUUAACUUCCACUGAUAUUUUACCACUGGACUGAGCAUCAUGCUUUACUAUUGUGAAUUAAAUGAAAAUUAUAAAUGAAAACUUUUAGAAAUCCAGGUCGGGUUAUUAUAAGUACAUACACUAAAAAUGACAUGUACCUUAUUUGAUAGACCUAUAUAUUGUACGCGUCUCUGCAACACCAAAGUCACCUUUGAACUAUGCAUAAUUUUUUUCCUAUUUGAUAGAUGUUGUAUCCUGUAUUAAUGAUUGAAGUUUAUAUCUGUUGUGUUUUUUUCAAAACGAUAAUCAAUUACUAAAACACCAAGACGCAGUUGGAUCUGUACUUACGCUUUGAGAUUUAUGACAUCGUUAAUUCUUCAUGUUUCGUUUUUUUUUUCAUUUACUACGUUCUUAUUUCUCAACCAGUUAAGACAAUACUAGUAUAUCCUGUACCAGUGUAUCCUGUACCAAUGUAUACUGUACCAGUGUAUACUGUAUCAGUGUAUACUGUAUCGGUGUAUACUGUACUGGUGUAUACUGUAUCAGUGUAUACUGUACCAGUGUAUACUGUACCAAUGUAUACUGUACCAGUGUAUACUGUAUCGGUGUAUACUGUAUCAGUGUAUACUGUACCAGUGUAUAAUGUACCGGUGUAUACUCUACCAAUGUAUACUGUAUCGGUGUUUACUGUACCAGUGUAUACUGUAUCGCAUAUUGAAAUCUUAGAAUGCAUGAGGCUGAGUGCAUGGUAUUUUUUUCUUGACAUUUUAUGCAUGUGAUAUCUUCUAAUGAGACAAAUAAAAAUAUACAUUUUGGAAAAAU
Messenger RNA from Pecten maximus, 8677 nucleotides. RefSeq names its product multiple epidermal growth factor-like domains protein 6. Lineage: Eukaryota; Metazoa; Mollusca; Bivalvia; Pectinida; Pectinidae. Gene Ontology annotation, cellular component: extracellular region. The record is from RefSeq and is a predicted model, not a curated record. Bases 96 to 3914 code for a protein of 1272 amino acids. The transcript has 20 exons.